CGCACUGCUGGAAACAUGGCCGUCGGCUUACAUCAGAGAUAACAACAGUGAAGUCUUGUAACUGGGCUUUGCCUCGCAAUUUUACCUUUCUAAGAAAAAGGCUCCAUCGUUAAAUAUAAGUAGUAAAGAUGCCAAAAUACUACGAGGAUAAAGAAGAAGACAACAGAGCCUGCGCCGGAAUCAGAGAAGAUUUCAAGACCUGUCUCCUCCAGCACGACUGUGUUGUAAAGGAGGGGAAGAUGCCUAGUGAGUGUCUGAAGGAAGGCCACUGCAAAGCUCUGCAGACGUCAUUCUUUGAGUGCAAGAGGUCAAUGCUGGACACAAGGUCAAGAUUCAGAGGACGAAAAGGAUACUGAGGAUCCAGACGACUGUUGAUACAGCCAAGUUCAACAUGGGAUGAACAACGCUUCAUUUAUACCAACAGGGAGACCAUUGAGCUUUGCAUCCUCAUUAAAUGGACAUAAAAUAAGAAAUGAGGUUGGAAAAGACUGUCAAGUGUAAAAAAUUUAAACCCUGACACAGAUAUUGACAUUUACCAAGUCAGCAUCAGAAUGGACGCAAAAAACGAAACUGGAGGCAUCUGUGUCUGCAGCUUGGAAAACUUAAUGAGUUUUUGGAUUGUGUUGUUCUGGCCACUAGGUGUGUACUGUGAAAAACAUGUAUAAAUAAACACAUAUAGUAAAAU
Molecule: messenger RNA, 685 nt
Organism: Sphaeramia orbicularis (orbiculate cardinalfish)
Lineage: Eukaryota; Metazoa; Chordata; Actinopteri; Kurtiformes; Apogonidae
Gene: coa5
Product: cytochrome C oxidase assembly factor 5
Exons: 3
Coding region: 129-356 (75 amino acids)
Biological process (GO): mitochondrial respiratory chain complex IV assembly
Cellular component (GO): mitochondrion
Source: RefSeq, a predicted model, not a curated record